Messenger RNA from Apaloderma vittatum (bar-tailed trogon), 918 nucleotides. It is a transcript of the gene CYSLTR2, whose product is annotated as cysteinyl leukotriene receptor 2. NCBI's taxonomy places the organism in Eukaryota, Metazoa, Chordata, Aves, Trogoniformes, Trogonidae. Gene Ontology annotation, molecular function: G protein-coupled receptor activity. Bases 1 to 918 code for a protein of 305 amino acids. Gene Ontology annotation, cellular component: plasma membrane. The transcript has a single exon. The record is from RefSeq and is a predicted model, not a curated record. Gene Ontology annotation, biological process: G protein-coupled receptor signaling pathway.
AUGGCACUAGACAACAACUUCACUAACAGCUCCUUCAACUGUACAAUUGACAGCUUCAAGCAAGUCAUUUAUCCCAUCAUGUAUCUCUCUAUCUUCUUCCUGGGUGCUGUCGGAAAUGGCCUCUCCAUCUAUGUUUUCUUCCAGCCUUCGCAGAGGAAGACCUCAGUAAACAUUUACAUGCAGAAUUUGGCUGUUUCAGAUCUCAUGUUUGUGAGCACUUUGCCCUUUCGAGCCACAUAUUACCUGAUGGGAUCACAUUGGAUAUUUAGUGAUAUCGUCUGCAGGAUCAUGACUUACACCUUGUACGUGAACAUGUACUGCAGCAUUUAUUUUCUCACCAUGCUCAGUGUGGUUCGUUUCAUAGUCAUUGUCUACCCGUUCAAACAUUGGAAAAUAACCAACAUAAAGUACGCCAAGAUAAUAUGCACAGUCAUAUGGCUGUUCGUGUUGGCAGCCUCCAGCCCUCUGUUAAGCAAGGAAAUCGCUGGGUACAAGAACCCAGACAAGUGCUUGGACCUCCACCCCUCCAGCACACACAGUCUCCUCAUGAUGAACAGCUUUGUCCUCGUGGUGGGCUUCAUUCUGCCGUUUUGCACAAUUAUCAUCUGCUACGUCUUUGCAAUCAAAGCGUUGCUCAAGUCCAGAGCUCCACAGCGUGAGAAGACGGUCUGUCACAAGAAGGCCCUGUCAACCAUCAUCAUCACUCUCAUCCUCUUUCUCCUCUGCUUCCUGCCGUAUCACGUGCUGCGAACUCUCCACCUGAUGCGCGGCAGCUGCAGCCAGGCCAACCUGCCUGUGCACAAAGCGCUGGUGGUUGCUCUCUGCCUCGCUGCCACGAACAGCUGCCUCGAUCCCAUCCUCUACUACUUCGCUGCUGAAAAUUUCAAAGCGAGAAUCAGAAGUUUGUACCGCAGGUAG